Messenger RNA from Phoenix dactylifera (date palm), 980 nucleotides. The record is from RefSeq and is a predicted model, not a curated record. Lineage: Eukaryota; Viridiplantae; Streptophyta; Magnoliopsida; Arecales; Arecaceae.
AGAUCCAGCAGAGACACAUCCCCAGAUUCGUGUCGGGCGGAGAUCCACUCGAAAGCGGACCUAAAUCGUUGCCUGAUUCGGAGUCCGACUCCAUACGAUUCCUGGACCAAUGGAGACGCACCCCGCGAUCACCUCUCAGAAGCGAACCUCAGUCCAGCCAACGUUCCGUACAGACGUGAACAGCCACACUCCAUGAAUAGGACCCUCCCCAGCUCCUCCCCCCAACAGCCAACCUUUCAAGGAACCUAAUUUUCCACCUCCCAUAACAUCACAGUUAGAGAGUCACCCUCUUGCAUUUAUAUCUCUGCCACAACCAAAACCCUACCGCCAUCUAAAUGCCCAAAGUGAUGAUGAAGUGCUGGUGGAAACUUCCGCUUGCGGCAGCAGUCUUGGUCUUGUCGGUCGUCGGCAGUAACGGCGAGAUCCCGACGACACUGGAUGGGCCUUUCGAUCCAGUGACCUCGCCCCUUGAUCACAAGAAGUUCCGCGGCCUCGCUGUGGACCUGCCGGACUCUGAUCCGAGGGUGCAGUGGCAGGCCCGGGGCUUCGAGCCGGAGCAGAUCUCCAUCUCCCUCUCCACCACCCCGGACUCUAUCUGGAUCUCUUGGGUCACAGGUUUUGGUCAGUUCUGCGGAGAAACUCCGGUGAGGCAGUAAGUGAAGCAUCCUAUUAUUGUCUAGAAGAUUAUUAUUUGUUCUAUGGGAAGUUCUUUUUCUAUGUUUUAUGCUUUGCCCUUUGGCAGCUCAGGUGGAUACUUCAAAAUAGGGGCAGAAUUGUUCUAAUUCCAUAACUUUGUUGUAGUCUUGCACAUGUGAGCUUGCCAAAUGCCCCAAUUGUGCUUCACUACAGCAAGAGCCAUAACCUUACUUGAGCAUGAGGCUCCUUGGGAUUAGCAGUGGUUAUGAUUCCAUGUAUGAUGGUCACCUGUAAUUCGAAGGAACACCUUACAAGCAUCGUUAAAGAUUAUUGGAAUAGUUUUC